Talaromyces atroroseus is the source of this 2448-nucleotide messenger RNA. RefSeq lists its product as hypothetical. Gene Ontology annotation, biological process: regulation of transcription by RNA polymerase II; DNA-templated transcription. The coding region runs from base 1 to 2448 and encodes 815 amino acids. The transcript has 5 exons. Gene Ontology annotation, molecular function: RNA polymerase II cis-regulatory region sequence-specific DNA binding; DNA-binding transcription factor activity, RNA polymerase II-specific; zinc ion binding. The record is from RefSeq and is a predicted model, not a curated record. Gene Ontology annotation, cellular component: chromatin. Lineage: Eukaryota; Fungi; Ascomycota; Eurotiomycetes; Eurotiales; Trichocomaceae.
AUGCCUCAAGAGAGGAUCGAGAGGGGCAAGAGAGUGCGCGCCUGCACCAUUUGCGGCCGAACCUUCAAACGCACCGAGCACUGUAUUCGACAUGAGCGCGCACAUUUUCGCGAGCGUCCGUUCUCUUGCAGGUUCUGCGAUAAGUCGUAUGGCAGAAAAGACCUGCUCGUUCGACAUGAGCGCACACUGCAUGCCGAUGAAUGGGCUAAUGCGCAAUUAGCUGCUUCACCAAGUACCCCUGCGCGUCCAGGCCGCCGCCGUCAGAACCGGGAUAGUUGGAGCCGCGUUCAACCAUUGCCACAACCACUGUCACAGACAGAACCGCAAUAUAAAGAAGAACCCCCCACUGGCGUGCGAGUGAAUGAUGAAACAGUGAUACAAUUCGAAAGUUUCCUCCCGUCGCCUCGCGUUUCAUCUUCGUCCGAAAUCAGUGACCCAGAGUUAGUCACCGGCGUUUCUGAUGGCAUGGAUGUCGAGUUUCCAUUAGACCCGAAUCUCUCAAAUGGAAUCCAUAUGCUUGUUGGAGAUGUCGAUAAUACACCCCACGAAUAUGUCCCUACAUAUCCGAUGGAUCAACGUCACACCGCAUAUGAGUCAUAUCUACAACAGCAUGACCUGGAACAUUAUAACUCCUAUCAGGGCUUGCCAAUUGACCCUAGCCUCACUACCGACAUUCCCAAAAACAAUGGGUUUCCUAUUAUACAGGAUGAAACAUUUUCUAGGGCGGAAAAUGUAAAUAUCUUCGCUUUAUUUCCGGAUUUAACUCUCGACGACCAGAGUCUAACUCAUUAUUUUGACGGGUCAUUCGAUGAUAAGGUCACGCCAGACCUACUCAAAGAUACGUCAACCGAUGACACAACGUCUUCAGAUAUGCCUCCUCCUGAAUCUCGUCGUCGAGGACGACCAUCUCGCAGUUUUAGGGCGCAAAGCGGCUCCCGGUUUCGUAAAGUUUAUACGGAAGAGUGUCAAUUAGCUCUUCUAGCAGAUCUCCAAAAUACCUUUGCCUGUCAAGUUCAAGAAAGUCAGUUGCCGCGGAUACCGGCUUUUCAGUGUUUCAUAAAUCAGUAUUUUCAGUCGUUCAACAAUCGACUUCCGAUACUCCAUCUCCCGUCAUUUGAUGUUUCAGCAACUCCUGCUCCACUGCUAUUGGCUAUUUGCUCAAUUGGCGCGUUAUUUGGUUCUGAAAAGGACGUUGCCAAUGAUCUACGGAAACUCGCAAAGCAAGCCCUGCAGAGCAUAGAUUCAACAUCGGAUAGACCCAUGUGGGUAGUACAAUGCAAAAUACUUCUUAUUGCGCAGGCAGCUUUUGGUGGUGACUGCAUUGCAGUAAAUUGGGCACUGGAAAACGUGGGAUUCUUCCAUCGGGAAUUUACUUCCCGUAGCGCGGCACUUUCAGCGACUCGAGAUACCAAGCUCACCAGUUGGACUGCUUGGAUCGAGAGGGAGUCUUCCAAGCGUUUACUCUUUGGCAUGUUCAUCAUAAGCAGUCUUUUGACCCUGACUUAUAACAUCUCGCCCUGCUUGUCUACCACGGAAGAUCUAAAGAUUGAGAUGCCCGCAGAAGAGUCUGCUUGGAUUGCUGCUGAUGAACAUUGCUGGAAGAAAGAAAUGGCUACGAAAGUGCCACCUAGCAUGGACGUCUACCAGGCAUUGACGAGAGUGCUUUUUGGAAAAGAUUUCAACACCGACACUGAGAGCCAAUGGCCCGCCUUUGCCGUCACAAUUCUGAUGCAUGCUGUACAUGUGCAUAUGUGGCAUGUUACGCAGUCCACUCAGUCAUUCAUCAACUUCUCCGCCAAUGUGAAAAUAGAGGAGCAGAUGAAAUCUCUAUGCACUAGUCAAACAGAAGAGGUACUGGAGAGGUGCUACAUGAUAUUUGCGCACCGGCGUCCUUGUGAUGAAGAGAAAACAUGGGAUGAUGUCGAAGGCCCCCUACUUUUCAAUGGCAUGGCUGUGCUCCGUAGCUGCUAUGUCCGUGCUUUCACCGGAAGUGGGAGCUUCAACCGCUCUAUACUCUUCAGUGAUGAUGAAGAAGCGAUUUUUAGAGUGGCAAAGGACUAUAUGCAAAUCGAGCAAGUCCGAACUCCUUUUCUUUCGGCGGCCGUUGCACAAAGCUUUGAUGGCUUGUUGACCCCGCUGCAGGCGGUACGAAAGUCACCCCCUGACCUUGUUGUAGCAUUAUUCUAUACCAAAUGGGUACACACAGUCGAAACGCAAAAUGCAUUUGCUCAGCCUGAAACGGAAGAAAAGAAGAACCUGGAGAAGUUGCUACAGAUACUAGGAAGCAAUGACCAAACUGAGAAAAGCCCUCAGUCGCUUGCUGCAAGUGCAGCUAGAUUAUGGGCUGACUUCAUUGACAGCAACUGGACCUGGGAAGUGACACGGAGAAUGGGCAAAGUGCUCCGAAAAUUGGCAGUGGUUUAUGAAAUUAACAAAAACAUGCCAUAA